CACACGUCAAAAUAAGACAAGACAGCUGCUUGGGUAAUAAAAAAAGUUUAUAGAUAAAUAGUCUAAUGAGACGGUAUGAGGUGAUGGUUUAAAUCUUAAAUUAUAGGCUGUGACCGACAGAGACAGCGAAUUGUAAAGUUUGUGGCAUGUAUGUGCGUUGUGGAGGAUAACAUUCCUUAUAGUGGAGUUUUGUGAUUUUUGUUUUAUUGCACAUGCUCUUAUUGAACUCGACGCAACAGCGGAGCCUUAUGACAUUACGCACAGACCAGGAGCGGGGCUGCAAAUGGGCGGCAUAGGUGGCAACCUCUACCUCAGCAUGUUGAAUGGGACUGAAACGCAAACUUUCGGAAAGAACACCGACAUCAGCAGUCACCUCCACCGCGGCGGCAAGGAUCUAUCAGAGUUUAAAAUGGGGAUCCAGGACGCGAGGUUUUACUACCCAGACUCUGUUCAAAGCGGGCAGGACGCUCUGGCUCUGCCGUACCACUCGGACCAGGCGGUGGGAGGGUACGGAGCGCAGCCCGGCAGGUUUUACGCACAGACCCUCGGUAGUUGCCCGUACGGCGGCGUGCGCUCGCCGCCAAGAAGCGGAGCCGUUCAGGGUUACAUCCAGACGGCAGGUGACGGGUUUCCUACGGGCGGUAAAGACUUGUACUCACCUUCUCCGGAGAACUACCCGACGAGCUUUCAGCACGGCUACCAGCGGCCGCCUCUCUACCCUUUACCUGGGCUACAGGUGUGCGGGAAGACUCAGGCUCUGCUCAAUAACUACCCGCUAUGGGCCAAGUUCCACAAGUUCCAAACCGAGAUGAUAAUAACCAAACAGGGGAGGAGGAUGUUCCCUUUUCUGAGCUUCAACAUCAGUGUUCUGGAUCCGUCUGCCCACUAUAAUGUCUAUGUCGACGUGGUUCUGGCUGACCAGCACCACUGGAGGUACCAGGGCGGCAAAUGGGUCCAGUGUGGGAAAGCAGAGGGUAACAUGCCAGGGAACAGGAUGUACAUGCACCCUGACUCUCCCAACACAGGAGCUCACUGGAUGAGACAAGAAGUGUCUUUCAGCAAACUCAAGCUCACCAACAACAAGGGCAGCACCAAUAAUGUGGCACAGAUGAUCGUGCUCCAGUCGCUCCAUAAGUACCAGCCUCGCCUUCACAUCGUGGAGGUGAAGGAGGACGGCUCUGAGGAUCCCUUCCUCUCAUCCAAAGCUCAGACCUUCAUCUUCCCAGAGACUCAGUUCAUCGCUGUUACUGCUUAUCAGAACGCAGAUAUCACUCAGCUGAAAAUAGACCAUAACCCCUUCGCUAAAGGUUUCCGCGACAAUUACGACACGCUGUACGCUCCUCCUGACUCUGAUCGCCUCACCCCCUCCCCUACAGAGAGCCAGCAGCUGAUGCCAGGGAGCUGCUACCCCCAAGGCUACCUCUCUGAGCAGUACAUGAGCCCCCUGCCUCAGAGCCGCUUCUACGGCCGCGAGCCUCUUGGUAUGGGCCAGCAGCACAAAGACCCGUCCUCCAGCCCCGGUCCUCACAGCCGCUGGUACCUGCCGCCUCAGCAGGGUGUGGCCACCAAUCGGCUUGACUUCACUUCCUCCUAUGAGGGGGACUUCUCCGGAAAUGGUUUCUACAAGCCCUUCCCCUUGCAGACCUCCGCUCACCAUGCCCUCAGCUACUACCCAGACCAUCCUUUUGCAUCUCCGAGUGUGUCUGUAUCAGGAGCCACCUCAGCGGGCUGGACCACAAGCCGGCCCACCCCUCAGUACCUCAGCCACCCGAGUAAGCCCGGCCCCAGUCUGGGCUGGUUUAGACCCAUAUCGUCCUCUUCAUCCUCCUCAUCUUCUUCUACGUCGCCUGGCAACCACAGGCUGCACCCGCCCUCACUCCUCGAGCCUCUGCAGCCGCCCCUGCUGCAGGACAAGCCCAAAGACACUGUGGAGGUGGUGGCAGAGGACCCCUGGCUCGAACCUCCCUCUGUGAAAUCAGCGGCCUCGGCUGACUCUGGCCUGUUUGAGGGAGGCGUGGGGGACAACAAGAAGAGGAGGGUGUCGCCGUACACGUCCAGCACUGAAAACUCCCCGCCUCCGCGCAGUGGAGAGGUCUGCGAGAAGGACAGCAACAGCAAUGCAGACUACUAUAACUAUUACACCCACUAAAGGCCUCCCAGAGUCUUACCACACCGCCCUCGUGAACAUGCAUUGGUCUGAUAAAGGGCUGGAACAGACAAAUACCAGAACCUGCAGCCUCAUCUGCUGCCCCAUCACAGUGUCUCGAUAAAGUCCCCCCUCAAAGUGUCAAAUGAAUACAGGAGCAACUUUCAAGGUUGCUGUCAAAGUUAGUGUUGAACCAAAGUGGAUGUGACCAGGAAACUAGCCUAGAGUCACAUAAACACCAUACAGACAAACAGACCUGUGACUUAAGCCUUUGAAACAUCUGGAGAGUUGGGGAAAAAAAUUAUCUGCAUAUCUACUUGCUGACAGACGCCUGCAGGGAUUGUCUGUUCUUUCUGCAUCAAACACUCUCUCUGUCUCUUUUGCUCUGUCUUGUCUCUUCCUUCUUCUCACCCUCAACCUUUCACACAUACUCUCACAAUAUGCUUACGGUCAUUUCCCCUGAUGAUUCUGAGCAGAAAUUACAUUUCACAUGCAGUCUUCUCCUAAUGUGUAUAGUGCAGCGCCCACCAGUGUCGACAGAGGAGCGUUGCAGGCUGACAGUGCAGAGGCCAAAGUGAACUGAUGUCAGAAGGUUAAGAAGGUUUAGCAAGCACAUGUCCUCAUGCCUAAUCUAAGUCAACCCAGCUAGGACAACCUCUUCUGUGUGUGUGUGUGUGUGUGUGUGUGUGUGUGUGUGUGUGUGUGUGUGUGUGUGUGUGUGUGUGUGUGUGUGUGUGUGUGUGUGUGUGUGUGUGUGUUAAUGUUAAGUAAAUAAGCGACCACAGCAGAAAUAGCAAGACCUUUCAACUGGAGACAAUCCAACAUAUCCCAGGUGUAAAAAGAAGAGCUUGUAUCUGGAAUAAUAAUUUACAUUUCAUAGUAAAAUGUUGCCCAUCUGGGUAUUUGCAGGGUAAAGCAAAGGCAUCAAAUCUCUGUCUGUUUGCACUGAAAUAUGAUUAGAUCCUUGCACUAUAUGUCCGAAACACAGAGACGGAUAAUAUUGACAUCCUGGUUAUUAUGAUAAAACCUCACUUAAAACAGAUGUUUUGAAGAGGGGGGGUCUUAUAGAAAACAAAAGAAUGGUAUAGCUUCAUUAGAGCUGCAACGCUUCAUCAAUUCAAUUCAAUUAAUCGACAACUAUUUUGAUAAUCGAAUCACUUAAAGCAAAAUAAACAUUUGCUGGUUCAAGCCGUCAAGCUGUCACCCGCUUCGAAUGUUAUCAGCCGUAAUCAGUGGCUAUAAUGUUGAGCUGAACCCCUGGGUUGUGCCAAAAAAGACAUUUAAAGACGUCCCCCUGGGGCGUGGGAAAUUAUAACAAGAAUUGUACUAUUUUCUGACAUUUUAUAGCCAGAAUGAUUAAUCGUUCAAUCAAGAUCAUAAUCAACAGAUGAAUCGAUGAUGAAUAUAAUCGUUAGUCGCAGCCUUAAACUGGGAAAACAACCAGCUGUUUCUGACGCUUUCAAGCACAUCAUGGUCCUCUUCCGUGGAGGGAGUUAUCCAGUUGUCUAGGAGAUUAUUUUGUUCAGGUGACCCAAGUGUGGAACUUCAGUCACUUGAUUACCGCCGAUCAAAACGUGAAGUGGGUGUGGAAGCUGUUUCAAACUGCCCCUAAAUGGGAUUUCACACGUUAAAAAACUAGUGAUAAUAAGGAUCUCACUUUCUCAAAUUCUGGGUCUGAAUCAGAUCUGUAAACUGCUAUAAAUGUUCCUAAAAUCUAAUAUGUCAAGGGAGGAGAUGGGAGCCUGCAGCAUGAAGAAUAAUGCUCUUGGAGUGGAGGUGGAUGAAGAGCAAAUGGUGUGAGAUUCUGGUGAAAAAAGCUGCCAAUGUGUGUUAAGACAUUCGGUAGUGGUCACAAAAAUUGGAAAAUACUCCUAUGUUAUGGUGUAGCUCAACUACUCCUAUGUUGUUAGCUUUGAGGUCAUUUAAAGACAUAGAUAAGUAAUGGAAAACAUGCAUCUUAGCACCAGGCGUAAACAAGGCCAGCUGGAAACUGCUGCAGUCAGUGGAUAUGAAAAUGCUCCUGUCACCACACACACACACAAAUCAAGACAGCGAUCAAUUCCAGCAUCGAUAACAACAUAACUGGAAAACAGUAUUGGCAGGGAAGUGUGAGCGAUUAAAACACACAUAGACAAACUGCACCCACUGUACAUGAACAAAGCCACAGUAUUAUCUCUGUGUGUAUCUGCCUGACUUUCGGCAUCUGUCAAUACCUGAUAUGUUAUGAUCCACUAAAGUUAGGCACGAUAGGAGAUGAAUAAAUCCAGUUUUUGUUAUCUUCACCGUCAUUUUGAUUGUAAGUGAGCCGAGAGGAACAAUUCAGUGAGAUUGAAACCUGUUUGUGAGGGAAGAGCGAGACACACCUGGUGGAGAUCUGCGCUCUACUGAGUGCACUUUUCUAGUUCAAACUAAAAUACAUACAAUUUCCCGCCGGGACUCUUUCUCUCCAACAUUUUUAAUCUUCUUUGCUGUGGUGCUGCAGGUUUUCCCAAACCCUUCCCGUACAGUAGGAGCAGAGCAACAGUGCUGCAGACGCGUGAAAAGUGGGUCAUUCAGAAUGUCCCCAUGCACCUGUAGGUAACGGACGAGGCACUGUCACCCUUAAAUCCACGAUAAACAGGAAGAAGUGACCAGACAGACACUCUGAAUUUCCCCCCUAGUCUUCGGGCCUAUCAUGUCGUGACACUGGCUGACAAGAGUCCCCGCUUGCAGCCUGGUGACAGAAAUGAAGAGUGAGGCUGCAGUCGGCGCUGAUCAGAGAUCUGCUCCUCAUUCCUCACCAGGUGUGCUAAUGGCCUCAGACAACACUGGAGGCGACAGGCAGGCUCUCACUCGGUGCAGUGCAGGGUUACUUUAGUCUUUUCUGAGGGAGAGAUGAAAUUAAAAAUAAAUCUGCCCUCUUGAAAUGCCUAAAAUAAGUUUAUGAAAACUGUACGAGCAGUCUGUAACCUACUGUAGAGUUUACCUAUGUCCCGUGUUCCCCAGCACAACAUCUUCUUAAUGUGACACAAGUAGGACACCGUUCAAACCAUUUAGAGUUCUCAGCAAUGUUGAGCUAUUCCUUCUCAGCAGUCAUGCCUGACUAAAGAACUAGGAUGUGAUCAUCGCACAUAUCAACCUGCUGCCACUAAACAUUUCAUACCAUGAAGACACUGAGGUCAUGUAGUCUGGAUUUGUUUUUUAUUUGGGGGCUUUAGGGACUAGGGGGGAGUUAACUUUGUACAGUUGAAACUUGCUUACAGUAUUUUCUAGACUCAAUAUAUUUAAAUUUGAUGCAACAAAAUUAAACUGACCUAAUGAAGUUUCUCCCCUCCUGGCAGGGGGGAAGAGGACUGAAACUUAGACCUUCAUGUUGGGAAAAUAAAUCUACAGAAAUGUGAAAAAUCCAAAUAAUUUGACAAUUUUACAGCCUUUGUUUUUGGGGCCUGGUCCAUAUUUAGGGGAAGCCCUAGGGGAUUGGAUUCCUGCUGACUUUUUUCUAUUUUUAUCUUGGCUUUGGCCCCGUUUGCCUUAUUGAGGUUUGACAUUUUGACACAAAAUUCAGGCUCUUUUCUGAGCUAAACUGGUUUUCUAAACGCGUUGUAUGAUGACUGGGACUGCAGCACUUGGCAAAAUGGCCCUAACAGUGAUGUUGAUGCAAAAAUGACAAACUGUCUGAAGUUCAGCCCUUAACCAUUUAAAUAACUAAGUUAAAUGGUAAUGAAGUGUUAAUUGUAUGCUGAAAACAGAAUGGAUAUAGUGUAUUUUGCUUGUGUAACAUUUCCAAAAGAUGUAUUAUUUAAUGUUUAUGUUGACAUCUGUCAGAUGAUGACUCUUGAUGAACCUUAUAAAGGUGCAAUGGACAAUUCUUGUUUCAAGUGCAAUUAAUAGAAAGUAAAUUAGUUUAGAAUUAAUGAUGGCAUUUCAAAAACAAUGAGAGCAAAGUUGUAUGUUGUACUGACCUGUGGACGAUGUCAGUUAUUUAUUUUUACGUGCUGUGGUUUGUUACCUGUUUUAACUCCUGCACAUUCAUGAGUGCAAGUUCUCACAUCAAACGGGAGAAAGAAUCUUCCAGACGCCUCAGGAACAACCCCUGCUGGAUAUAUCAGCUAUUACAAUCAGCCAAUCCCUGAUGUUUAACCUUGAAUACCUCCAUUUCCCAUGAGUCUGUGUUUUUCUUGAACACACAUUUCCCUCAGUAAGAGAAUAAGACUGUGUGGGAACUGUAUUCCCACUGUAUUUACUGUAUGAUAUAGAAAUAGAGUGAAGAAGGAAGACCAGACAAGGUUAAGCAACAAGCAUGUUAUUUUUUUGUGUGUGAUCCAUGUGCACCGUUUAUGUCGAGGGAACAACAAUCCUCCUUUGACUCUUACAUUGAGAGCUUAUGCAUUGCAAAAUUAAGAUUUCUGAAUGGGUGAAAACUGUUAUUUAUUAAAAGGUGGCAUAAUU
Cottoperca gobio is the source of this 6574-nucleotide messenger RNA. It is a transcript of the gene tbx21, whose product is annotated as T-box transcription factor 21. Gene Ontology annotation, molecular function: DNA-binding transcription factor activity, RNA polymerase II-specific; RNA polymerase II cis-regulatory region sequence-specific DNA binding. The coding region runs from base 284 to 2149 and encodes 621 amino acids. NCBI's taxonomy places the organism in Eukaryota, Metazoa, Chordata, Actinopteri, Perciformes, Bovichtidae. The transcript has 6 exons. The record is from RefSeq and is a predicted model, not a curated record. Gene Ontology annotation, biological process: regulation of transcription by RNA polymerase II; cell fate specification; positive regulation of DNA-templated transcription. Gene Ontology annotation, cellular component: nucleus; chromatin.